AUGACUGCUGGAGACAAAAUAUGUGCUUCUCAUAGCAGCCAUUAUCGCCAACUGAUGUCGAAACAACAAUCUGAGUCAGAAUCUUCCACGUAUUCCUAUCAAUUUUCGGCGACUAAAAAAAACUCCAAGUUGGCGAUGAGCGGCGCGAAUGACCUCUUCGGCACUGCGUAUCGUCUCAGUGUCCUGAGUCCCAGAAGUAGUUCGCAAACUCGAGUGCGGUUUUCUCCAGAGCCACAAACAUCUUUAGCUGUUCGUCCAUACGAAACAUACAGCAGCAUGAGUUCUACGUCAGCUGCUCUACCUCGCAUCUACGAACCCUACACCGACUCCACCUCAUCGUCGACUCUAGUUCAGGAGUCAGCUUCAACCAUUCGCGACCGCAGCAGGUCGCCGACUCGAGUGCGUUUCUCUGACGAAUUGAAAGCAUCGUACAGCGAGGCACCUUUGAGGCGUUCGAACCUCACAAACCCUCCAAAAAUCCAGCAACUCUACAUGAGCGCUAUAUUUACGCAGGAUGUAGAAGAUACACAAUGGUCAACAGUUAGCACCACACCGAAGAUAGAGACAUCGUUGAAAGUUGGUGGAGUUGAUUGGGUUUUCAAGGUACAAAAACGCGCAAUUGAAGGAGCCCCUCAUGUUGGAUUCACAUUGGUCUGCGGCACGAAACUGAAAUCUGCACUUUGGCGAAUUUCCGCGAAUGUUAAGCUGAUCCUAAAGAAGAAGAACGGCCAUGAAAAGAUUGUGGAACGCAACUAUCCCAACAACGAGUACACUUUCGCCUCAAAAACGUUGGCUGACAUGAUUCCAUGGGAGGAGAUUGACACGACAUUAGCAUGCAACAAUAAAGAGGACUCGAAAUCACCAGUGACUCUAACUUUCGAGCUGCACAUCGACAUCAUCAAGAGUUAUGGAUUUAGACGAAGGGCCCGCUACGAAUAUUCGUUCUUUGAACCAUCCUUCGAAACGGAUAUGGUUCUUGUAGUGGAAAACAAAGAACUUUUUGUAAAUGCUACGUAUCUUGCAAUGUUUUCGCCUUUCUUCCACUCACUACUUUUAUCCAAGAAUCAGUCACUUUACGGAGAAAUCCAGACAGAAACUAUCAGUGACGUGAGUUUGGAGGAUUUCUUGGAGCUUUUACACGUUGUCUAUCCGUCAGAGAGGCCAGUGACUGUGGAAAAUGUUGAACUCCUCCUGAAGCUUGGAGAUCGCUACAACUUCGAGAGUGUUCUGGUGAAAUGCGAGAACUUUCUCAUUACUCCAAAAGCUGAUGAAAUUGAUGUCUUCACUCGCCUUGAAUGGGCCAGCAAAUAUGCUAUGGCUGAUCUCCAGGAUCAUUGCGUAUCGAAGCUCACAAAUGCGCAAGCAGUUGGAGCGGUAAAGAAGACUUUGCUGUACGGCUCAUUGUCGCAUGAGACAAGAAAGUUAUUAUUGGAACUGAUGCUUAAAUUCAGUAAUCUGUGA
This is a messenger RNA of Necator americanus (New World hookworm), 1461 nucleotides long. RefSeq lists its product as uncharacterized. The transcript is spliced from 12 exons. The record is from RefSeq and is a predicted model, not a curated record. Bases 1 to 1461 code for a protein of 486 amino acids. Lineage: Eukaryota; Metazoa; Nematoda; Chromadorea; Rhabditida; Ancylostomatidae. Gene Ontology annotation, molecular function: protein binding.